AGUUAUUUAAACAUAAUAAUAAUCGAACAAUAAGUAACUACAUGAACAUGUUGGAUAUUCUAGUUGUCUAUACUAUACUGUAUAAUGCAGCAAUAUACUUGGGGAACUCCCGCAGACAUUAUCCCUGACUUCAUAUUAUAUUAGAGUUCAUUACAAGUAAUCUGGGUGGAAACUUGAAGCAUGUCAGAAGCAAAUAAAGAAUGCAGUGGACACUUGUCUCAGAAAAGCCGAGAGACAGGCCGUGAAGUACUGGUCGUAGAUACCUCAGGGACAAACGCAGACGACCAACCUGUCGGGGACUCAAUAACUGUUAAAAUUGGGGCAACUGUGCCGACUGGAUUUGAGCACACCGCUGCAGAAGAAGUGAAGGAAAAGCUGUGCGCAGAAUCUACAAUCAGCAAAGACCGUGGAAGAAUAUACUUCGAAAUAAACUCCAAAAAUCUGCCACAGGUUCAUUGUCUGAAGUCAGUGGAUAAUUUAUUUGUGGUGGUUCAGGAGUUUUCAGAUUACCAGUUUAAAGACACCAAGGAAGAAACAUUACAGGAUUUCCAGCUGCUUGCUGAAAAGCUUCCGUGGUCGAACCCGCUUGAGGUGUGGAAAAUUAACAACUCUUUGAAGAAAAAGAGAUCCUGGCGAAAAGUUGUUAAUAAAAAAUCUACACCCAAGGAAAAUGCUAAAAAAGCCAAUGCAGAAAACUAUAGUGAACAACCUCAUUCUGAAAAGCACAGUACUGCAGAUACUGUUGACACAUCAACAAAAACACUGGAAGGUCUUCCACUGGAAUCAAAUAAAAAAACAGAAUGUUGUAGUGAUGGGGGAGAUAAAGAUAAAGCACCGAGUAUAUCUUGUGACACCCUCCAAAUUGAGGAAGGGAGAUUGCCUGGUACAGCUACCGCUGCCUCUGAUGAAGAUGUACCAGCCACAUGUGAGAAUGAUUGUGACUUGCCAGAUGGACAAGAGGCAUCAAAGCUGCUCAAGUUCCGUGUAACCUGCAACAGGGCAGGUGAAAAACACAACUUCACCUCAAAUGAAGCAGCAAGAGACUUCGGAGGAGCUGUCCAAGACUUCUUUCUGUGGAAGCCAGAUAUGACUAAAUUUGACAUUGAGGUUUUGCUAAACAUUCAUAACAGUGAGGUAGUGGUUGCUAUAGCACUUACUGAGGAGAGUCUUCACAAAAGAAAUAUCACCCACUUCGGACCGACCACCCUGCGAUCCACGCUUGCUUAUGGAAUGCUCAGGCUCUGUAAACCCCAGCCAUCAGAUAUUAUAAUUGAUCCCAUGUGUGGAACUGGAGCUAUACCUUUAGAAGGAGCUAUGGAGUGGCCGUGUUCUUACUACAUGGCUGGGGAUAACAAUGAACUAGCGAUAAACCGGACAAUCAAUAACAUCAAUCACAUACACAAUAAAAGGCAUAACAAAGGAAGUACAGCUUAUGGUCUUCCUAUAGACACUGUACAAUGGGACCUAUGUAAACUUCCUAUCAGGACUGGCUCUGCUGAUAUCAUCGUAACAGAUAUGCCAUUUGGAAAAAGAAUAGGUUCUAGGAAGAAGAACUGGGACCUGUAUCCCUCUUGUUUGAAGGAAAUGGGCCGUGUCUGCAGACCAGAGAUAGGAAAGGCGGUGCUGCUAACUCAGGACAAGAAAUGUUUUGCUAAGACUCUGUCUACAAUGGGACACCUUUGGCAAAAGUCUCACACUGUCUGGGUGAAUGUUGGCGGGCUCCAUGCAGCUGUUUAUUUUCUGAAACGAACUUCAUUGUCUUUCAACAAGAUUACAGAGGACAUUAAAAAUAAGGAACCUGCUGAAAAAACAAAGACUGAAGAAUAAAAAAUAUAUAUAUAUAAUGUAUGGUUUCCAGGAUAAGAUAAUGGGCAAGAUUUCAGAUUAUCAGUGUGACUAAUGGAGCUACGAUAGGUUAGAUUAAAAUUUUUAUUCAAUUUUUCAAUUUCAUUGUAAUUGUCAAACAUUAUUGCCCAAGGGAACCAAAACGGAUAUCACAAGAUUGUCUAAUUCCUGUAACUGUUUAUGUUGAGUCCAACAUGUUCUUCUGUAUCUUGGGUAUGUUAUUACAAAGAUUAAAAACAAUGGCUUACAUUUUAAAAGGUCAGGGUUUAAAAGAAA
Acipenser ruthenus (sterlet) is the source of this 2121-nucleotide messenger RNA. RefSeq names its product tRNA (guanine(6)-N2)-methyltransferase THUMP3-like. The record is from RefSeq and is a predicted model, not a curated record. The transcript has 10 exons. Gene Ontology annotation, molecular function: tRNA (guanine) methyltransferase activity; RNA binding. NCBI's taxonomy places the organism in Eukaryota, Metazoa, Chordata, Actinopteri, Acipenseriformes, Acipenseridae. The coding region runs from base 181 to 1827 and encodes 548 amino acids. Gene Ontology annotation, biological process: tRNA methylation.